Molecule: messenger RNA, 293 nt
Organism: Saitoella complicata NRRL Y-17804
Lineage: Eukaryota; Fungi; Ascomycota; Saitoellomycetes; Saitoellales; Saitoellaceae
Exons: 1
Source: RefSeq, a predicted model, not a curated record
GAUGGAUGCGUUAUUGCGUGCGGCGGAGGAGAUGGAGAAGAAGAGUAAGGCGGCGGCGGAGGAGGAGGGGAGUGAUGAGGAGAUUGUGCGUGGGCUCAAAGCUGUCUCUGUGCAUGACGACGAAGGACAGGAGAAGACGGAGGAGGGACUGAAGAAGGACAGUGAGGAUGAGGAGGAGGUUAGGAGAAAGCAUGUUGACGUUAUCAGGAGGUUGAGGGAGGUUGUUAGGAAGUUGAUGGAGGCUGUCCCUGAGACGAACAUGGAGAAGGUGAAGGUUGAGGUUGAGGUUUAAU